UGGCGCAACUCUAGCAUCUAGCCACACAAGAGUUCAAACUCUAUCAUCCAGCCACGCUAGGGGCAAAACUCUGUCAUCCAAUAACACUCCAUCUGUAUUUAUGUCCCCUGGAUCCAACCCACAGAAUUCCAGCCUGGCCAUACACAUGGUAAAAAUAGAACCAGAAGUAGAGCCAGAUGAAAAACCAGAUCUGACCAUCACUGACGGUUGGGAUGUAACUGUGUCCCCAGGCCUCAACUUACACAAGUCCAGCCCUGCCCCAACCAUUGUACCUAAAGUUGAGCCUCAAGACAUUACAGAUACAUCAACAGAUGAUGAAAGUGUAGCAGCUUCCUCCCAUCACAGUUCCAGCCCUGCUCCUCCCCUUGUGGUUAUUGAAACAAAGGAGGAGUUGAGUCUGCUGCCAGGUUAUGGUGGAGUUGUCUUUCCUGAACCAAGUGCCGCCCCAUUGUCCGACCCAUCACGGUCAACACGCCAGCAGGCCUCAGUCACGACACCACAGCUGUCCCCUAAUCCAGACUUUAUGUUGGUAUCCCGAGGUGAGGGACGUUAUGAAAAACUGAUACACUGCGAAAUCUGCGGGAAAGUAUGCCGUACCAGCAACAUGGCGCGACACAGGAAACGGUACUGCCUGCUAUCACCUAAAAGGGAAGAGCUACCGGGGAAAAAUAGCCCCAGUGUGAUCAAAUCUGAAAAGAAUUCUUCAAGGUCAAGCAAAGGAGAAGCAUAUGGAAGAAGCUUAUAUGGCGAUGAAAGCUAACUAGCAACACAAUGUUUGCUCAAUGCCAAAAUGAUUCUUUCAACAAAAAUGUUGUACAAUCAGGAUAAGAAUUUGAUGAUUCGAUUAAAAGUAGCCUAUAAACAUAAGCUUUCAUUUUGUUAGAAGUUAUUUAUGCCACCCGAAGGAGGGCAUAUAGUGAUCGGACCUUCCGUCUGUCUGUCUGUCUGUCUUUCCGUCAGACUUUGCGUUUAGGUUUUGCGUUUAGGUUUCGGAAAAUGCUCAUAACUUCUAUGUCGCUUCAGAUUGCAACUUUAUUUUUUGCAUGCAUGUGUAUCUCAUGGAGCUGCACAUUUUGAGUGGUGAAAGGUCAAGGUCAUCCUUCAAGGUCAAAGGUCAAAUUUAUGGCUUCAAAGCGGGGCAGAAGGGGCAUUGUGUUUCUGACAAACACAGUCAUCUCUUGUUAGAAUUUAUUUUGUGUACCUAGGCAUUUUCAGAGAUUCAUGUUAGAAUAGAAAAUUGUAUAACAAUUACAUGUAUAUCUAACAGCCAAAACAAAAUUCAGUGAUUUGUUAGGAUGAUUCUGUUGCUUAAUAAAAUGUUACGAUAUAUGCUAUAUGAAAGAGAUAAUUGUACAUGCUUUCAUAACUCAAUCAACAUCUUUAUGUAUAUUUUUGCUAUAAUUGUACAUACAAGUCUACAUAAUAGUUAUACACAACAUGCCUUUUAUUGUUUAUCAUUUCUUUUUCAUCCAAACAUUAUUAUCUUUUAAGCAUUCAUUCUUUUUCAUAUCUUUGAAACUGCUUUUGAUGAUUUUGAAAUCCUAUGUUGUUUGUGUUAUUGUAAAUGAGAUUCGUUCUGGAAAGACUGGGCUUAAAGGGGCAUUUUCACGUUUAGGUUAAUUGACAAAAUUAAAAAAAAAUUGUUUCAGAUUCGCAAAUUUUCUUUUAGUUAUGAUAUUUGUGGGGAAACAGUAAUACUGAACAUUUCCCAUUCUCUAAAAUAUCCAUUAUAUGCAUCUCUUGACGAUUUGAAAACAUGAAAAUAAUAAAGCGUUGCAACGCGAAAUGGUUGAAAAAUUUGAGAAGUUCUGUUGUUGUCGUUAUAUUUUGUGAAACUACUAGGAUUGCUUGUAUAAAGUUAAAAAUACAUCCAUACAUAGCAUGAACACGAAUGGCCGAGUGGUCAAAGCGGUAGACUUUAACUCCAGGGGUCAGUGGUUCUGGCCCAGUUGAGGGUUACUUUUUUUCUUUUUUUUUAAUUGUAUUUUUGUUUUUUAUGGGAGAUUUUUACGUCCAAUGUUUAAUUUUAUCAAUAAAGAGCAUUUAAUGACAAACUUCAAUACAUGUCAAAAUCUGUGAAAAGGCCCCUUUAAUGCUUGUACAUAGUGACAACCCAGAUAAGGGACGUCACUUUCCUCCUAAAAUGUAUUUUUGAUUAGAAGAUACUUUCUUUAAAUGGAAAAUUUAAUAAAAGGGUACUGCACAUAAUUAUCUGGGACGACACUUUACGCAGUUGCAUUAAGCCAAGAAUUCCCAGAACAAGGUUCAUAUAGUUUUCAUGAGUGCUUUAAUUUAUUUGUGACUAAUUUUAGUUUAUUGUCCUUUUUUUCGUUGUGUGCAUGUUAAACUGGUUUGUUUAUGGUAAUAUAAAUAUGUAAUAAGCAUAAUGUCCUUAAGAAAAUAAUGAAAUAUUACCUAUUUCUUUUCGAAAAAAGUGGUCCUAUGUUUUUACUAUAUUUUUUAUGUUACUUAUUAUUUCUUUUUUAAAAUGGAACAAAAUUUUACCUACCAGUAUUGCUUAUGUCUAUUUUGACAUUUAUGUUCUAGAUCUAGUAAGUUUGUUUGAGUCUCGUUCUGAGAACACUGGGCUAAAUGCAUACGUGUAAAGUGUCAUCCCAGCUACAUGUAAUUGCACAGCCUUGUCUGGGGUGACACUGUAUGAACAUGCUAUAAUGCUAAGGCCAAACAUGAUCUAUUCUGUGUUUUGGUGUGCUUAUCCCUAUGUAAUACCCAAAAGUUCAGUUUUGAGCAGGGAUUGUUUAUUUUUGAAAUCCAAUUUUGUCAGAUUUUUUACAAGUCUGUAAUGUUUUUUAAUAUUAUGGAUAAAUGUGUUUGUCAAAAAUGUUAAAACAUUUAGCCUCGACCGUAGCCAUCUUUGUUGUGAACCCCAUAUGUGAUGUUCCAGAAUGUCAGUGGAGAUGACUACACAGUUUAAAGAAAUUGAUAUUUGUUUCAUACAUUUCCCCAAAAAAUGUAUUGCAUUCAGAAUCGUUCUUGUAUAUAAAUUAUACUCAUGUAUGUGACAAGAAUGAAUUUCACUUGUAUAUUUAUGCCCCUAUGGAGUGUACAUAGACAUAGUUACUGCACUUGUUGGUCUGUCCAUGCGCCUGUCUGUAUGUCUAGACACUUGUGUUUUUAUCUCCACUUCGGCUUCUGUGUGGAUCUCGCUCAAACUUUCACAGGUAAAUGACCUGAAAUGGAAUUUCGAUGCAAUUACUUUUUGCAAAAUUAUGGCCUUUUGUCUGUUUUAUGGCGAUUGAAUAUUAAUACCUAGACUGUUGUGUUUAAAUCCCCUGUUUAGCCUAUGGAUGGGAAUCGCUUUCACUUUGACAGUUUAAUAGCCUGUAUGCUUAGAUGAUGGAAAGGAAAGGAAUAUUGCCUGUGAUGACGUUUUGGAAGAAUUAUGGCACCCUUUCUUACUUUCCACUCUAUAAUAUAUUGUUUGAUUCUUUUUAAACCACUUGAACUUCUGGAUUAAUCUAGCUUAUUUUUUUUUACCGUUGAAUUAAAUUCAUUUUUAUUGUAAAGAAAGCAUUUCCCUGUUACCAAUUUUGGCUGAAUUAUGGCCCUUUAUUUUUUUUGUAUAUUGUAGAACAUAAAAGAAAUUUGGUUCAGUGCAAAAAAUGUGGCGUGGGAGUAUUAUUGUCUGUUACACAUUUCUAAUUGUUGUUAUGCUAACAAAGUACUUUGUAUAUGAACUCAUGUGCCUUAAAUUUAGUUAAUGGUUCGUAUAAAUCCAUGGCAAAUUAUGCCUGUAAAAAUCCCGGUAUAUAUUUACAUGUACAUUUAUAUUUGCUUCACUAUACAGAAAUCAUUGCACAAACAUGGCUAUAUAUAUAUAUAUAUGUCUAUCUGAAAAUAAAAUGUCUACAUACA
Messenger RNA from Dreissena polymorpha, 3876 nucleotides. RefSeq lists its product as uncharacterized. The transcript is spliced from 2 exons. The coding region runs from base 101 to 760 and encodes 219 amino acids. The record is from RefSeq and is a predicted model, not a curated record. Lineage: Eukaryota; Metazoa; Mollusca; Bivalvia; Myida; Dreissenidae.